AACAGCAUGGCAGCGUCGGAAAACUGAGACGCGGGAGAACGACUGAUAAAGGAGUUUUCAGGGCCCUACUAACCGGGAUUCUCACAGGCUAUUUGUCGCGGUAUCAAAACCCAGUAUCUGCUGCCCUUUACGGGAAAGGUAAAGCAUUUCUGUUUGUACCCAGCGGCUUCGCCGGCACUCUCACUGUCGCAGACAGCGGGGUUAGGGAGCGCAAGUCUUGGACGUCCGGACCAGAAGAAAAACGGCGCCGAACUUCAUAGAGUUUGCCUCUACCGCUCGGACUGGAAGGGAUACACACAAGCGGACUCAUGGACUGGAGUUUUCGUCUGCCAAUCACGGCUCUCUCUCUCCAGCUCCCGUAAACCACCACUUCGUGGCAGCAGUCUAAACGACGCGUCCGAUCCGCCCGUGAACUGGCGUCAAGAUGGGGAACCAACAAUCAGGCUCCUCUUCGCCUUGUGACGCCCGGGGAUUCGCGAUCUGUGCGGCGGUGCCCAAUGCGGUGGGGUGCAAAGAUGCUGGAGAGAGCGACUUCUUCUGUACCUGCGCCGACGGUUUCAGAUACCAGGGCCGAUCCGACACCUCGAAGUGCGACGAUAUAAACGAAUGCCAUUUAGGAACGCAUAAUUGUACGGCGGAAGUGCCGAAUUCCAUUUGUGAAAAUACCAAAGGCAGCUACAUCUGCGUCUGCGGCGAUUAUCGAGAGCUAAGGGACGGCAAGUGUGAAGAUAAAAAUGAAUGCAUGGCGAACAAUGGAGGCUGCGGGGCGAACUCAAUAUGCAACAACAAUUCCGACGCGUCGGUCACCUGCUCCUGUAUGCCCGGAUAUGAAGGAAAUGGAGGCCAACCGGGAAUCGACUGUACAGACAUUGAUGAGUGCGACAACGACCCAUGCCCCGUUAACUCGACGUGCAUCAAUACAAACGGGUCAUUCAAGUGUGAAUGCGCGAAAGGCUUUUCGAUGGGUUCUGACGGGGUCUGUGUGGCCAAAAACUACUGUGAUACGACCGAGCACGACUGCGAUCCAAUUUUGGCCACUUGCAAGCAGCUCGUCGGCUCCUACACGUGUGAAUGCAAGGCUAAUCUAACCGGCAACGGAAAGAAAGGCAACUGCAUCCCCAAAGCAGGGUACGAGGACCUGCCUUGCGAGCUGUCGGGCGGAGCGUGCGGACAAUACAGUGAAUGUGUCAAGGGCUCUGACGGGACCUACUCGUGUACGGCGAAGUCCUUCACGGCCCAGCUGUCCACCGUUAUGUCGGAAGGUCUUUCCGGGGAAACGCCCGGGUGGAUCUGGGGUAUGAUCGCUGGCGGAGCGCUCGUCGUCGUUAUUCUCGUUUUACUUGUCGUCAGAAAGUUCAAGAAAAAAAGCAGGAACGCUGGGGAGAUAGCUUACGACGAAUACGGAAUGGCCGACGGCGGGGCCUCAUACGACCAGUACGGCUACGGAUCGACGGACUACUAUUACUCGUAGUACUGCAGACCUAUACGGCGUUUGCAUGCGGUCUGACGGCUCAACAAUUUGAACCUGUGUUCCCUCGUUUUGGUUCAUGCUCCACUUCUUGAGGGUCAGCAUCGUGGAGUCGGGCGUGGAGCCUCUCUCGCAUAGUUUCUCGCCGGAGACUCUCUCUUCGCUAUUGUACCCGACACUGCGUUGUUGUCACAUGCAAUGCAGUCGUGUUUUCUGCGGAUGUUAGAUAGCUUAGCACAUCAGAACGCAACAAGUUAGCUUGACUCUAGGGAAUUUCGGGUAUGAC
This is a messenger RNA of Toxoplasma gondii ME49, 1754 nucleotides long. RefSeq names its product calcium binding egf domain-containing protein. Gene Ontology annotation, molecular function: calcium ion binding. The transcript is spliced from 8 exons. NCBI's taxonomy places the organism in Eukaryota, Apicomplexa, Conoidasida, Eucoccidiorida, Sarcocystidae. The record is from RefSeq and is a predicted model, not a curated record. The coding region runs from base 425 to 1471 and encodes 348 amino acids.